AUGUCAACCUCCACCUCUUUCAAUGACGCUUUUGUGUCGGCAGUUACGCCUGGCCCUGAACGCCUUUUGCCAGGCGUGGCUCUCGGUGCUGCAAGAGCCCUUGGAAAAGCUGAUAUUUCAGAUCCUGAGGACUUUCUUGCUGCAUAUGGCACAUUGCAGCUGGACCCCACGUCGCCGCCAGUGUCGCCCGAGACGACUGUAUGGCUUGCCUCCUGUACUAAGCUAGUGACGACCGUCGCAGCCUUGCAGUGCGUCGAACGCGGUCUAUUCUCACUAGACGAGCCUGCUGAUGUCGACCGUCUACUGCCUGAAUGGAAGAAGCCCAUGAUCCUGACUGGCUGGGCGGACAAUGAACCCGUCCUACAACCCGCAAAAGAAAGCAUCACAUUAAGAAGAUUGCUAACGCAUACGAGUGGAAUCGGCUACGAUUUCCUCUCGCCUGACUUGAUGAGAUGGAGACAAGUCCGCAAAGAAGGAAUUUUAUCCAUGCAAGCACCCAUCACGCAGUGCUUCACGACGCCUCUUCUAUUCGAGCCCGGAUCUGGCUUCGCUUAUGGUGGCGGACUGGAUCUUGUGGGAUUGAUGGUCGCGAGGGCCAACAACUGCACGCUGGAAGCAUACAUGCGACGCAAUGUCUUGGACGUAUUGGGUAUGGACAAGACGUCUUUCUAUGUCAGACACAACGAUAUCAAACAGAAACUGAUGCCAAUGACGACUCGCCCUGCACCUGACGCAGAUCUCGUCUCUGGCGAAGCAUCGGGUAACCCGCUGGUACAGCCGCUGAAUCCUCAAGAUGAAUAUGGUGGCGCAGGAUUGUUCAGCAACACGGAGGACUAUCUCCGACUUCUGAAAUCGCUUCUCCGGAACGAUGGUAAGCUCCUUGAGGCGGAGAGUAUCGACCUCAUGUUUACGCCAUGUAUUUCGUCUACUGCACAAGAUUCGCUCGACCAGACCUUGUCUGUGCCGCAUAUCGCUGCCAUUAUGAUACCUGGCGACGCCCCAAUGGGCACUCCUGGCGCUCGGAAGUGGUCACACGCUCUGGGUGGGUUAGUAGCAUUGGAAGAUGAUGCGGAUGGCGGUUUGAAGGCUGGUAUGUUGCGAUGGGGAGGUGCACCUAAUCUCAAGUGGUGGAUUGAUCGCGAAGGCGGCACUUGUGGCAUAUUCGCAACGCAGCUGUCGCCGGCUGGCGAGCUGCGACAUGCGCAUCUAGGUAAGAUGUUUGAGAGGGAGGUGAUCGCAAUGUACGCUUGA
Molecule: messenger RNA, 1251 nt
Organism: Alternaria postmessia
Lineage: Eukaryota; Fungi; Ascomycota; Dothideomycetes; Pleosporales; Pleosporaceae
Exons: 2
Coding region: 1-1251 (416 amino acids)
Source: RefSeq, a predicted model, not a curated record